AUGAAGUCACCUCCUCCCCUCCACCCAACCCCUAUCACGUCACCACCUCCUGCAUUCAUAUCACCUCUCUCUAUAUAUAAACCACCUAUACACACAAACCCACAUAUCUACAUACACUCCAUUGCUUUACACCACAAGAAAAAAGCUCUCUUAAACACCAUGCAAGAAGCUCUACCUUACAAGACAUGGCUUCCGACACCCAAAAACACACCCCUUGACCGAUCAUCAUCAUCCACCAUGAACUAUUUCAAUUCGAAGCCGAAAACUAAUAGCUCAUCAGCUAUGACAGGACGAUUCAUAGGUGAUUUGAACAACUUGGUAUCGGAGAACGCCGUGAUAGGUGAUUUGAAGAAAUUGGUAUCGGAGAACGCCGUGAUAGUGUUCGGAAAGAGGGGUUGUUGCAUGAGCCAUGUGGUGAAGCGUUUGCUUCAGGGUUUGGGCGUAAAUCCGGCGGUAUACGAGAUCAACGAAGAAGAUGAAGAUGGUGUUGUGUAUGAGCUGGAGAUGAUCGGAGGGGGAAAUCAAGAAAAGGAUCGGUUGCAGUUUCCGGCGGUGUUCAUCGGCGGAGAAUUGUUUGGAGGGUUGGAUCGGAUUAUGGCCACACAUAUUACUGGGGAGUUAACUCCAAUUUUAAAAAAAGCUGGGGCCUUAUGGCUUUGAUUGACAAAGUUUGUUAGUAAAUUUCUUACCCUUAAUUUUCAUUUUUUUUUUAUAUAGUUUCUUUUUUUCCUUCUAAAUAAAUUGCGAGGGGAUGGGAAAUUUUGAGUGAUUUUGGAGAGAAGUUAAACGUUACAAGGUAUUUUGUAAAGUUGUGUCAAUUUUCAAGAAAUCUUUCUGUGUGUUCAUUGAGGAGGGCCUGAGUGUUUGAAAUUAAUUUUGCAUAAACCAAUGAAGUUCUUGCUUGAAUUUAAUUUUGCAUAUUGUCAAGGAUCUAAGCUGUUCCAGUUUCAUUUGAUGCUCAUUUCUAUGAAUCUCUUGUAGUUGACUUCUAUUUCAGAAGUCCACUAUGCA
This is a messenger RNA of Ilex paraguariensis (yerba mate), 1011 nucleotides long. The record is from the annotation of a GenBank genome assembly. Lineage: Eukaryota; Viridiplantae; Streptophyta; Magnoliopsida; Aquifoliales; Aquifoliaceae.